This is a messenger RNA of Diaporthe citri, 3864 nucleotides long. RefSeq lists its product as uncharacterized. Bases 1 to 3864 code for a protein of 1287 amino acids. Gene Ontology annotation, molecular function: protein binding; phosphorelay sensor kinase activity; histidine phosphotransfer kinase activity. The record is from RefSeq and is a predicted model, not a curated record. Gene Ontology annotation, biological process: phosphorelay signal transduction system; protein autophosphorylation. Lineage: Eukaryota; Fungi; Ascomycota; Sordariomycetes; Diaporthales; Diaporthaceae. The transcript is spliced from 8 exons.
AUGGAGUCUUCUAAGGAUGCCCAGGCCCCGGUUGGUGGCGAAAAGGCCUCGGCUCCCGCCAGCGAAGGCUCGCGCACCAGAGAGGCCAUGAAGUAUGGGGGCUCCUUGAUACUGAACACACACCCAAUCGACCCUCAGCAGCCCUUCGACUCACGGCACGUAGCUCCAGGCUUAGAUGCAGGCUUGACUGCCUUUGCACAGCUCGCUGCUUUGAGGCUCAACGUCUCUCGAUGCCUCAUCUCGCUUUUUGACCGCGACUACCAGUACGUGGUUGCUGAGGCUACGCAGUCGCUGUCCCUCGGUGUCGGUGCCGAAGCACCGGCAGAUUCGCACCAGCUUAUGCUCUCAGGCACUGCUAUCCCCCGCGGCACAAAUUGCCCAAACGAGCAGGUCCUCGAAACUCCGCCGACGAUUCACCAUGAGAAUGUCUCUGACCGAGGGUUUACGCCCUUUUCGCCCGUGCUAGUCGUGCCCAACCUCGCACAAGAUGAGCGCUUCUCCGAUGCUUUCUGCAGGCAAAACUGGCCCAAAACCCACUUUUACGCUGGAGUUCCGAUUCGCUCCAAGAAAGGUGUUAAUAUUGGAGUGUAUCAUGUGUACGACGACUUGCCACGAAGCGAGCUCGACUUUGGUGACAACGAGAAACAAUUCCUGCGCGAUAUGGCCAUCAUCGUCUGGCGCCAUCUCGAGUCUCGAGCCGCCGUUGAAAACAUCCACCGUGGAGAACGCAUGGUGCGUGGUUUGGGGUCAUUUGUCGAGGGUCAAGCCACACUCUCCUCUUCUACCGGCCAGUUCCAAGAUGCACCCGGACAGGUGGAGGGGUCCUUGAACCAGAGACAGCAGGGCCUUCAGCGAGACCGCGAUAAUAUUGCAGCCCUGAGUCCUGAAAACGAGAGGCUGCGUUUUCUUGGCAGCAGAUCACCCGAGACGAGGUCAAUCUUGCUAGAUCCCAAGACAGCCGCUACUAUCCCGAGAUCAGAAAGCCCAUCGACCGUUGAAGCGUCAGCCCACACUGUCGGUGCUACCGCGCUCCUUCACCGACCCACAAGUGUUACUGUGCCUGAUCCGUAUGUUGUGCAUCUCAAGCAAGCGUUCUCACGGGCCGCAAACAUUAUCAGAGAGUCUAUCGAGGUUCAAGGAGCCCUCUUCCUCGAUGCCAGCGUCGGUUCUUUUGGUGGGCUUGUCGAGGAUCGCAGGUCCAGAGAUUCUACUGAUUCCCACGGAUGGCGAUCCACUGCAUCUUCCAGCAACGACGAUCAGCCAAAAGGUGUUCAAUCACAAUCUCAUGGCGAGCCUGUGAGCUACUGUGACGUCUUCGGGUACUCUACCACCGGAGCAUCUAGUAUAGACGGCACGGCAUCGUUUUCCAAGCACACGCUGGUGCCAGAACGAUUGUUGAAAUCAUUGCUCCGCCGGUAUCCGGCUGGCAAAAUAUUCAGUUUUGACGUGGAUGGAGUGAUGCUGUCGGGAGGGUCCGAGACGGAUGAAGCGAAACACCCCUCCCCAUCACGUCCAAGGCCCAGUACCGACUCCGCCGCAAAGGGGAAGAAGAGAGUUGAUCGGGCUUUCAGUUCGCUCGAGGGCCAAGGUCAAGCCAUAACAACCCUAUUCCCUGGCGCGAGGAGUGUGGCCAUCGUUCCUUUAUGGGACCAAAUCAAGGAGAGGUGGUUUGCUGGUGGAUUCGUCUGGACGAACGCUCAAAAUCGCAUCUUCACCACAGAAGGGGAGCUCAGCUACCUCCGAGCAUAUGCGACAAUCAUGAUGGGUGAGGUACACCGCUUGAACGCCCUAAAUUCUGACAAGGUGAAGGGCGAUUUCCUCAGCUCCCUGAGUCACGAGUUGCGGUCUCCGCUCCACGGUGUCAUCGCUGCUGUUGACUUGCUCCACGGCACUACUCUGGAUGUCUUCCAAGGAGACGCAGUUCACAUUAUCGAGACCUCUGGCAGAACAUUGCUAGAUACACUUGAUCACUUACUCGAUCACAGCAAAGUCAACACCUUUAUGACAUCUUCGAAGCUUGCCCGAAGAGACAGAAAGGAACUGCCACCUAUGCCUGGCCAGAGACGAAAUAUGGAAGGUCUGGGAAUGAUGUCCAUGACAACGGAAACCCAGGUGGAUAGCCUCGUGGAAGAGGUUGUGGAAGCCGUUUUUGCCGGUUAUAACUUCCAGAGAAUGUCUGUUGCGCAACUGAAGGAAAAGGAGGUUGGCAUUCACGCUGACAACAGGGCACUCGGUCGCCUCGACAGUAGUGCUGCUACAGAAGCAUUCGGACACCAUCCGUUCUUUGCCGAUGCCAAUCGUCCUGGACUUGUUAUCUACCUAGAUUUGGACCCCACUGUUUCAUGGGAUUUUAAGACGCAGCCGGGAGCUCUAAGGCGUGUUGUUAUGAAUAUCCUUGGAAACUCGCUCAAAUUUACUCAGGAAGGGUUCGUAUGGGUCAGCUUGCGACAAGCCGAACUUCCAGCACGCGACCGGGUACAGAGAUCCAAAGUGGUGAUCACAAUAUCUGACUCCGGAAAGGGUAUCAGCGAAGAUUUUCUGCGCAAUGACCUCUUCAAGCCAUUCACGCAAGAGGACCGCCUUGUCCCAGGCACAGGGCUCGGAUUGAGUCUCGUCCACAGCAUCAGCAGGAUCCUCGGCGGCUCUUUAGCCAUCACCAGUCAGCUAGGCCGAGGCACUACAGCGCGCAUCGCGCUACCUUUACUUCGGUCAACAACCUCCGGCAGAAGGAAGGCCUUUCUUACCGAGCAAUUUGAGCAGGUACGAGGCUUACGGAUAUGCCUGAGAGGAUUUGAUAGGUGCUAUGACCGCGUCGUUGACAAGGUGCCCGAUCAGCCAUCCCAAGUCUCCGAAGCAGCGGUCAUGGAGAUGCUCUGCCGAGAUUGGCUCGGGAUGCAGGUCAUUCCCUUUGCCGCCGUGCAGGAGGACACUCCCGACUUGCUCCUGUACAGCGAAAAUGCUUUCAACAGCCUCGACGACGACGCAUCCCAGCCUGCGUUGCCCACUGUGAUUGUCUGUCAGAGUGCGCUGACUGCACAUGCUUUUACGAAUUCGCCCAGAAAGUCACGGCUUACAGAAUUCAUUUCUCAACCGGUUGGACCACGGAGGCUGGCCAGGUCAUUACUCCUUAGCCUGUACAGGAGGUUGAAGAGACCGUCAGCCUUCUCUUCGGACAGUCGAGCGAACACUUCUGACUCCCACACAUCAGAUUCCAGAUUGUCAGUGGAAGGAAAGUCGAGGAAAGACUCAGCGCUAGCUCCAGAGCCAUCGGACAGGCUGAGAAGCUCUCCGGACGUGUCAGACCAGGGUGUUGUGGCAUCUGCAGCGUUGAGCGACACUGGUUCUGCUGACAAUAAUUCCUCAGAAGACAUCCCACCGCGAUCGGGAGGCGAGGCAGAGGCACAAAAGCUACCUCUUAGUCCAGGCCCGACCGUUACAGCUGAAGAGGGAGGGCCCAUGCAGCCCAGCCCGUACAAGUACUUGCUUGUGGACGACAACGACAUCAAUCUCAAGAUUCUGGCCUCCUUCAUGAAAACGCUGGGCCACGAAUACGACACAGCCGUCAACGGUCUGGAGGCUCUGCAAAUGUAUACAACCAACCCGGAGCUCUACCCGUUUGUAUUGAUGGACAUUUCCAUGCCUUUGAUGGAUGGACUAGAGAGUACCCGGAAGAUACGGCAACUCGAGCGAUCCGAGAAGCUUAGGCCUGCGACGGUGAUUGCACUCACGGGGCUGGCAUCAGCUACUAUACAGCGCGAGGCCAUUGCGUCGGGCAUGGAUGUAUUCCUCACGAAGCCGGUGAACCUAAAGUCAUUACAACGAAUCCUUGCCGACUAUGCGAAAAGCAAGACUCGACACGAGUGA